CAUGUAUUCGCGUCUUGGUCUCCGUCUGGUCCAAACCCGGUCCGAACCCGGUCUCUCCUCCAAAAAAAAAAAAAAAAAAAAAAAAGACUCCAUUCCCCAGUCUCGGUCCCUGGUCCUGGUCCCGAUCCGGAGAUGGUCCUGUUGAGGCACGUUCACGUCGCGCUCUCCGCCGCCGUGGCCGCGCUCGGAUCAGCCUUGUUCAUCGCGUUGAACUAUUUCUACCAGCGGCGUGUGUGGGCUCCUCAGCGGGAAUACUGCACCAUACGCGAGGAGGAGGAGGAGAGUGUGAGACGGCAGGUUCUGGUUCUCGGUUUGGACGGCGCGGGGAAGAGCAGCGUCCUUCAGGGUCUCUCCAGGUCUGAACCGAAGCCCGGAUCCAAGUCUGGGCCCAGGUCUGAGCCGGGAUCUAAACCGCCCAGACCCACCCGAGGAUUCAACUUCAUCAGCCUCCGAGUGCCGCGCUGCCAGAUAGACUUCCUGGAGAUUGGCGGUGGGGAGGACUUACGUGGAUACUGGAGUGAGUACGUAAGGAGGACCCACAUUCUGGUCUUUAUCGUGGACUCCUCAGACUGGACCAGACUCCCUGUGGCCAAGUCCGAGCUCCACCGGCUCCUGAGGGCAGGGCCGCAGCUGCCAGUCGUGGUCCUCGCAAACAAACAGGACAAACCCGGAGCAGCCAGUAUCUCGGAGCUCCACGAGGCCCUCUCUCUCGGCCCUGUGUCUGAAGAACGGAAACUCUUCCUUUUAGCAGCUCAGUUCAACUCAGACCCUGAACCAAAAAACUCCACACGAGGACUACAGACCUUCCAGGACCUGCUUCUGCAACUGGUCUGACGCAGGUCCUGACAGACACCACAAAAUCAAAUCAAUUUAUGAAGCAUUGUGAAAACCAUAUUUACUGUUUUAAAAGGCCCAUAUUAUGUUAUUUUCUGAGCUAUGUUAUAAUGUUUCCUCAUCACAAACAGACCUGGAGUUGUGUUUUGUUUCAUUUACACAUGUUUAACUAAAUAACGGAUUACUUAAACAUGUGUGAAUGAAACAAAACACAUCUCCAGGUGUGUUUUUUUGAAGAAGAACAACAUUAUAACAUUGCUUAAAGUGCAGAAGAGUCAGUUUUGUGUAAUAUAGGACCUUUAGUGUUCCCAAAAUGAAUGUAGACCUGCUGUAGACUUGGUUAGGUCCUGGUUCUAGUCCUGGUUUAGACAUGGCAAAAAGUCUAAUCAUCAUAUCACUCAUAUGUUUGUAGUAUCGAUUUGGAAUGACUGAGGUUGAAAACUUUUCGCAAGAGUCACAGCACAAGGUUGACAUGCUGGAGUAAUAAAAUAAUAAGCUUUUGGUCUUGCUAUCUUGCUAACAAAGAUGGGGUGUUAUGCAGAUUCGACUUUAUGGAGCCUUUUACCAUGUUAUAACUUUGUUCCCUCAUCAAAGGCUACGUUCAGACUGAACGGCUUACUGCUCAGUUUGGAUUUUUUUUGUGAAAUCCGUUUUUUUUGCCAGGUCAUUCACAUUUCCAAUUAAAUGCAACUUGUAUGUGAUCUCCAGUGUGAACUAUAAAUGCCCCAAAAGUGUCCCACAUGCACAUUGGGGGACACGAUGGCGUCACAUGUUCAGUGUUUACAGAAGUCGCCUAAACAUGAGCAUCUGGAGAUUUUAAAGUUGCUGUCGUACCGGCUGUGCAGCUUAUUCGUUUUAAAGAGGAGAUUUCUUCCAGUUUCCAUCUACUUCAGUGCAAAAUAGUGAUGUUUGUCGCUUGCUGAUGACAUGUAGGUUGGAUGAAUGUGACCUGGCCGUUCAGACUGAAGUCGCAUGUCAAAAUAUCAGAUAUAUAUCAAUUUUAGGAGCACAUAUCGAAGAUCAGAUCUGUGUCGUUCAGACUGUCAUAAAAACAUCAGAUACAGGUCGCAGAGGGGCAAAAAAAUCAGAUUUGGGUCACUUCAGGCUGCAGUCUGAACCAAAAACAUGCUUGAAUUGGUUUUAUAUGUCUUCCAUGCAUGUUUGAGGCAUGUAAUGUGAUGGUGCUCUGAAAGAUGAGUAACUUAGUGUGAGGAGCAGCGACUCACUAUCCAGGCUGGUGCCACCUAGUGCUUCCACUCAAUUUCAUUUCUCUCCAGUGACUAGGUCAGGAAUCGGAAUCCACUAGACCGUUUGCAAGAACCCCAGAAGUUGUAGACCUCGCACCGACCAAUCAGUGAAGAGUUGUGAAGCCAUGACUUCAAACUCAAGUGUCUGUCUGGGUCCCUUUUGUGAUACAACACAACAGUAAACAAAGCCAUCGAGAUGGAUGUAGAUGAAGACACACAUUCUGUGUUGGCAACGUUUCCCGAGAUCGAGGAUUUAAAGCCGAAAGAAAGAGAAUGUUUGGUGAAUUUUAGACGUUAUUGCCCUUCUUCCUACGGGUUUUGGCGCGUUACAUGUCACGACCAAAUAGCAGCGAUUAGUUACAUAAAAAACGUACCUACCUAUCGUCGAGCGAACUGAAUCCUAAUGCUGCAAGGUCAGGCUGAUGAAUCAGGCUAACGACUCACAGGGUUAAAAAUGAAACUGAAUAUGUUUUCGACAAAUAUACAAUUUUUACAACAAUGAAAGGUAACAUGGUGAUUUAAAUUUUAUGUGUUGGCAUAGAAGUAAAAUUCCCUCUCUUUAAUCAAAUGUUGAUGUUUUUUUUGCUGGCAACACAAACAAAAAUGGGGAUUAGGUCAGGACUAAACCAAGACUAGAACAGAAAAAGUCUACGCCAGGACUAAACUGGAACCAAAACCAGGACAAUUAUGAGUAAAAUCAGUAAAGUCCAGUCGUCCAGCAGAGGUUCAUGGAGAUUUUGGCCACUGGAACCAAAGUACUGAUGCUACUGACACUUUAUUCUUCAACUAAAGCUCAAAAUACCCAAUUAAUCCAUGUUCAGCUAAUAAAACAAUUCAUAUUUUUUGUUUUUUUGUUAUUUUGUUUUUUUUUGUUUGCUUGCCAAGGGUGCCAUUAUUGUAGAAAGCAGUGCUCCCGAUAUUUCAAAAAGUGAUUGUAAUUUUUGAAUGUAAAAUAUAACUUGGUCUUACAGGGUCAAAGAGGGAUGGUAGUUUUUUAGAGAAAUACAUUUUGUACAUUUUUACUGUUUACUGAUGUUGUUGUAUUGUGAAAAUGUUAAAAAGUUGCACUGUGCGUAUGGGGCGGGCCUGUAAAA
This is a messenger RNA of Boleophthalmus pectinirostris (great blue-spotted mudskipper), 3175 nucleotides long. It is a transcript of the gene arl10, whose product is annotated as ADP-ribosylation factor-like 10. The record is from RefSeq and is a predicted model, not a curated record. The coding region runs from base 133 to 834 and encodes 233 amino acids. Gene Ontology annotation, molecular function: GTPase activity; GTP binding. Lineage: Eukaryota; Metazoa; Chordata; Actinopteri; Gobiiformes; Gobiidae. The transcript is spliced from 4 exons.